AUGGACGUCAUCACCCUCCUUCAAGGCGACGAGGCCUCUUGCCUCACUCCUCUCUUCCUCAUCCACCCCAUAUCUGGUGUUGCUCUGCCAUUCCUGCGCCUGGAGCCUCUGAGCGACUACGACGAGAGGCCCGUGUACGGUAUCACCAGCCCCGUCCACUGCCCUGGCGGCGAAAACUUCAAAUACCCCCCCAGCCUCAAGGCCCUAGCCGCGCUGUAUCUGCAGGAGAUCAGAGAUGUGCAGCCAGAGGGUCCGUAUCUGCUGGGGGGAUGGUCGAUGGGUGGCAUGGUCGCCAUGUUCAUGGCCCAGAUGCUCGAGACCAUGGGUGAGGAAGUGCUCAAGGUCAUCAUGAUCGACUCGGCCAACCCGGAAGUGUUUCCCAACUUUUCUUCGCCCGAGGAGCACCGUGAGUUUGCCAAGGCAACGUUUGAGAGGACGCUUUCAGCAGGCGGCCUCCAGCCCGACACUCCCAGCGAGCCGUCUUCUCCAAUACUGUCGCCUCUGGACUACGAAUCCGACGUGGACGACUACGACCCCAUGGCCUGCAGCGGCCGCUUCUCGCCCACGUGGCGAAGUGCCUCGAGCUCCAACACAACAGUCACGUCAAGUGCUUCCAGCAUCUUCGACCAGGCGAGCCCCUUGAUGUCGGACGGGUCACUCCUCUCGCCCGAGUGCAUGAGCGACGAGUCUGACUUUGACUUUUACGAUGACGACUGCGAUUCCGACUUUGACGACGCCGGCGAGCCGCCCCAAGUGAGGGACUUUAUGCGCCAGAUGAAGCUACACGUACACCACGGGCUGGAGCUGAUUGCGGGCGUCGAGCCGGGCCAGCUGUUCGUACCGGGCCAAAAGUCCAACUUUGACGCAGUCCUCGUCAAGUGCACUUCGGAGCCCAUGGCCGUGGACCGCCGGUACGCCGACCACGAAGGCGUGCGCCUAAUCCAGACGGUCAUGCGCGAGAAGGCGAUGCGCUGGGACCCGGCUCAGUUCCGCAGCUUCGAAUCGAUUCCGUUCAGCGGCGACCACGACGGCGCCUUUCAGCCGCAGUACGUGGGCGAGUUGAGUGCCAUUCUGAGGGAGUGCGUCGAGGACCUGGACUGA
Hirsutella rhossiliensis is the source of this 1101-nucleotide messenger RNA. Its product is annotated as thioesterase domain-containing protein. The record is from RefSeq and is a predicted model, not a curated record. Bases 1 to 1101 code for a protein of 366 amino acids. The transcript has a single exon. Lineage: Eukaryota; Fungi; Ascomycota; Sordariomycetes; Hypocreales; Ophiocordycipitaceae. Gene Ontology annotation, biological process: biosynthetic process.